AUGGGUUCCAUAGGUCAAGAGAAUGGUGUGGGCAUGUCUGACACCUCCCGAAGCAAACGUCCUAUUCCCAUUGACGAGCCCGUGGGCCUCAACAAUGAAACGCAUGUCAUGGGAUGGGGCAGCGACGUGAUCGCAGAGCAGAUUGCACGUUUGAAAAUUCCAUACAUUGCACUGUCGCCUGGAUCCAGCUAUCGAGGCCUCCAUGACAGCCUCGUUAACUACAACGGCAACACGCCACAAAUGGUGGUAUGUCUGCACGAAGAGCAUACGGUGGCUCUCGCCCACGGCUAUGCCAAAGUGACCGAGAAGCCCAUUCUGGUGGCUGUGCACGCCAACGUUGGCCUCCAGCACGCAGCCAUGGCCAUCUACAAUGCAUUCUGCGACCGCGUGCCCAUGGUCAUUCUGGGCGCCACGGGCCCGCUGGACUCGGAGAGAAAGAGACCAUGGAUAGACUGGAUUCACACCUGUACCGACCAGGCUGCCAUUGUUAGGCCGAGUCUGAAGUUUGACGAGCAGCCCUAUUCGGUGAACGCCGCCACAAAAGCCCUGGUCCGUUGCUACCAGUCUACGGCCUCGAAGCCUUGCGCGCCCACCUAUCUCUGUCUAGACGUCUGUCUGCAGGAAGACAAAUUCGAUGCGUCCAAGGUCGAAUUCGUCGACCUCAGCCGCAUGAAACCUCUAGCGCCUCAAGCACCAGAUCCGGCGACUGUCGGGACCGUGGUGACUCUAUUGGCCGAGUCAAAGCGGCCGCUUCUCAUGUUCGGACGGGCCAACCGCUCGCAAAAGUCAUGGGACGAACGCGUCCAAUUGGCAGAAGAGCUCGAAGCCUAUGUCGUGACUGAUUUGAAGCAAGGGGCGGCUUUCCCUUCGCGCCAUCGCUUGCAUCCUGCGGCUCCUGCCAUCUUCACCACGCCGCAAAAUGUCGAGCUCAUCCGUGCCGCAGACCUUAUCGUUUCUUUCGACUGGGUUGACCUGGCUGGGACACUCAAGGCUGCAGAGACGCCACUCGAUUCGACAAAGGUGGUGCACGUUUCCAUGGAUUCGACGCUGCACAACGGUUGGAGUAAAGACCACUUUGGCGUCCCUCCCACCGAUGUCGCCGUGUUUGCCGACCCAGACCAGACAUUGACAGCUCUCCUGGCUGGCAUCAAGUCAGCAAAGGUGCAGUCCAAGGACUGGAGUGCAGUCGAAGCCACCAACCGAUUACCACCACCGUCAAUGCCCGAUGUCCCCGCCGACAGGAUUCUCAUGGGCCAUCUCGCAUCGAACCUUCUCGAAGCUCUCGGCAACGCCAACCAAGAAUACUGUCUCGUGCGUCUGCCCUACGGCUGGCGCGGCUAUGAUCUGAACGCAACAGGACCCCUGUCCUUUUUGGGCCUCGAUGGGGGUGCUGGAAUCGGGUCCGGACCAGGCCAAACUGUCGGUGCUGCGCUGGCCUUGAAGGACACAAAGACUCUCGCAGUGUCCGUCCUUGGCGACGGAGACUAUCUCAUGGGAUGCAACGCGCUAUGGACGGCCGCGCACUGUCGUCUGCCCUGUCUGAUUGUCGUUGCGAAUAAUCGCAGCUUCUACAAUGAUGAGGUUCAUCAGGAACGUGUCGCAAGAGCGCGCAACAGACCACGGGAAAACAAAGGAAUCGGACAGCAGAUCACGAAUCCUACGCCAGAUCUUAACGCCGUGGCGGUGGCCCUGGGGCUGUCUGUGCCAGGACCAUGUUGUACGGAUCGCAAAGACCUGCCCGACAUGAUGGCCAAGGCUGUCAAGUUGGCACAGGAAGGAAAGCCGGUGGUGAUAGAUGUGGGAAUCUUGCCCGACGGGUAUUCUAGUGCGUUGGAAAAGGCGCGGUGA
Molecule: messenger RNA, 1848 nt
Organism: Exophiala xenobiotica
Lineage: Eukaryota; Fungi; Ascomycota; Eurotiomycetes; Chaetothyriales; Herpotrichiellaceae
Exons: 1
Coding region: 1-1848 (615 amino acids)
Biological process (GO): L-valine biosynthetic process
Cellular component (GO): acetolactate synthase complex
Molecular function (GO): flavin adenine dinucleotide binding; thiamine pyrophosphate binding; acetolactate synthase activity
Source: RefSeq, a predicted model, not a curated record